Molecule: messenger RNA, 1317 nt
Organism: Trichobilharzia regenti
Lineage: Eukaryota; Metazoa; Platyhelminthes; Trematoda; Strigeidida; Schistosomatidae
Source: the annotation of a GenBank genome assembly
AUGGGAAAUAUUCAUACGGUUGGUCCUAGUGAAGCCCUAGUCAUUUCUGGAGGAUGUUGUGGGGCUGCAAAAGUUCGUACAAUAAUUGGUGGAUGGGGAUGGGCUUGGUGGCUUGUCACCGAAGUUCAAAAAAUUUCACUCGGGGUAAUGACUUUAAAUCCAGUGUGUGAAAAUGUUGAAACAUCAGAAGGAGUUCCUUUAACGGUUACAGGUGUUGCCCAAGUAAAGGUGAUGCGAGACGAUAAACUACUCGAAGCAGCUUGUCAACAGUUUUUGGGAAAGAAACAAAGUGAAAUACAAAAUACUGUCCUUCAAACAAUGGAAGGACAUUUAAGAGCUAUUUUAGGAACUUUAACAGUAGAAGCAAUCUAUCGUGAUCGUGAUCAGUUUGCUGCACUAGUCCGUGAAGUAGCUGCACCAGAUGUAGGACGUAUGGGAAUUGAAAUAUUAAGUUUCACCAUAAAAGAUGUUUAUGAUCGUGUGGAAUAUUUAAAUUCUUUGGGACGUGCACAAACUGCAAUUGUGAAAAGAGACGCUGAUAUAGGAGUUGCUGAAGCUGAACGUGAUGCAGGAAUUAAGGAAGCAGAUUGUGAUCGUUCACGUCUAGAUGUACGUUAUGCAGCUGAUACGCAUAUUGCUAAUUCAACUCGUGAAUUUCAACUGAAAAAAGCAAGUUUUGAUCAAGAAGUGAAUACAGCUCGUGCUGAGUCUGAAUUAGCCUAUAAAUUACAGGCGGCUAAAGAAAGACAAAAGAUUAGAACGGAAGAAAUUAAUAUCAAUAUUGUUGAAAGACGUAAACAAAUUGAAAUUGAAGAAAAGGGUAUAUUAUGCAGUGAAAAGAAUAUGGAUGCUACUGUACGACGUCCAGCUGAAGCAGAAGCUUAUCGAUUACAACAAAUUGCUGAAGGUAAUAGAACACAGAAAAUACUUCUAGCUCAAGCUGAAGCCGAUGGUAUCCGUAUGAAAGGUAUUGCUAAAGCUGAAGCUUUGGAAGCUGUCGGUAGAGCAGAAGCAGAAAGAAUGCGUCUAAGAGCUGAAGCCUACAAUAAAUACGGUGAUGCUGCUAUCCUAAAUCUUAUAUUGGAUACAUUACCUCAAAUAGCUGCCGAGGUUGCAGCUCCAUUAAGCAAAACUAAAGAAAUUGUCAUUAUGAAUAGUUCAAAUGGUGAUCCAGUUAAUUUACAAACUCUUACUAAUCUAGGUAAAGAUUUUGCCACACUUGUAGGUACUGUUCCACAUGCAGUACGAGCUUUAACAAGUGUUGAUCUUAGUCAGUCAAUUGCCAAGAUACCAGGAGCUAAAGUUGCUACUUCCUAA